Sinocyclocheilus rhinocerous is the source of this 7377-nucleotide messenger RNA. Its product is annotated as Down syndrome cell adhesion molecule-like protein 1 homolog. Gene Ontology annotation, biological process: central nervous system development; axon guidance; dendrite self-avoidance. Gene Ontology annotation, molecular function: cell-cell adhesion mediator activity. The coding region runs from base 1 to 6480 and encodes 2159 amino acids. The record is from RefSeq and is a predicted model, not a curated record. The transcript has 33 exons. Gene Ontology annotation, cellular component: axon; plasma membrane. Lineage: Eukaryota; Metazoa; Chordata; Actinopteri; Cypriniformes; Cyprinidae.
AUGACGGUCCCGCGGAGGGGAGGGUACGAGAGGCGGGACCAAAGUCUUCCCCGCUUCUCGGCGCUGGCGAGUCCGGGACUAGGGCUGGAGAGAUCGCCGGGGAGCAUCGUCACCACUCCUGCACGGAGCCUCGCCUGGCCGAAUACUGCACAGUGCACACGUCGGGAUUGCAAAACAUUCCUGAGAAAUAUACCUGCUAUUUAUGGCAUGUGGCUGGUAACUUUACUCCUGCUGUAUUCUUUUCAAGAAGUGCACAGCGAGGAUGUGGUCUCAACGCGGCUGUACUUUGUGAAUGCUUCCCUGCAGAGAGUGACCUUCUCCAGCUCAGUGGGGGUGUCCCUGCCCUGUCCUGCGGGUGGCGCCCCCCAUGCCGUCCUCCGCUGGUACCUGGCCACUGGCGACGACAUCUACGACGUGCCACACAUCCGCCACGUUCACGCAAACGGCACGCUGCAGCUCUACCCCUUCUCCCCCUCUGCCUUCAACAGCUUCAUUCAUGAUAAUGACUACUUCUGCACUGCCGAGAACCAGGCCGGCAAGAUCCGCAGCCCUAGCAUCCGUGUCAAAGCAGUCUUCAGGGAACCUUACACAGUUCGUGUGGCGGACCAAAGGUCCAUGCGGGGCAACGUGGCCGUCUUCAAGUGCCUCAUCCCCUCUGCUGUGCAGGAGUACGUCAGUGUGGUGUCCUGGGAGAAGGACACUGUCUCCAUCGUCCCAGGUAACAGGUUUUUCCUGACAUCAUAUGGGGCCCUCUACAUAUCUGAUGUUCAGAAAGAGGAUGCCCUCUCUACCUACCGCUGCAUCACCAAGCACAAGUACAGCGGAGAAACCAGGCAGAGCAACGGGGCUCGUCUCUCUGUGCUGGACCCCACUGAAACCCCGCCUUCUGUGAUGGACAGUUUCCAGUCAGGAGAAGUACAAGUGGGGCGAAGCAUAGAGUUGCCCUGCAUCGCCUCCGGUUACCCCAACCCCACCAUCCGCUGGUUGAAAGAUGGGAGGCCACUUCCUGCAGACUCCCGCUGGACACGGCGACUGACCGGCCUCACAAUCAGCGACCUCCGUCUGGAAGACUCUGGAAACUACAUCUGUGAAGUCACCAACAGCUUUGGCUCCAAAGAGGUCACAGGACACCUUAAUGUCAUCGAGCCUCUAAGAGUCACAUUAUCCCCCAAGAACCUGAAAACAGGCAUCAGCAGUACAGUGAUUCUGUCCUGUGCCGUUCAGGGCUCGCCCCACUUCACCGUCUCCUGGUUUCGCAACACAGAACCCAUCGUGCCUGACCAGUACUUCUCCAUCCAGGGAGCCCACAACGAGACUCUCUUCAUCACGGCAGCCCAAAAAAGACACUCAGGGGCAUACCAGUGCUUCGCCACCCGCAAGGGUCAGACCGCACAGGACUUCUCCAUCAUACUGCUUGAGGACGGCACCCCACGGAUCGUCUCGUCUUUCAGUGAGCGCGUAGUAGCCCCUGGCGAGCCCUUCUCUCUCAUGUGCGCGGCCAAAGGCGCUCCACCCCCCACUAUCACCUGGACGCUGGACGACGAGCCGGUAGCGCGGGACUCGGCGCACCGGGCCAGCCAGUACACGCUCUCCGACGGCUCCACUGUCUCGCACGUCAACGUCACAAACCCCCAGAUCCGGGACGGGGGCGUGUACCGCUGCGCCGCACGCAACUCGGCCGGUAGCGCCGAGUACCAAGCGCGCAUAAACGUAAGAGGUCCUCCCAGUAUCCGGGCCAUGCGGAAUAUCACAGCUGUGGCCGGUCGCAACACUUUCAUUAACUGUCGUGUGAUUGGCUACCCUUAUUACUCUAUCAAGUGGUUCAAAGACGGGACAACGCCGUUGCCAGACAACCAUCGUCAGGUGGUGUAUGAGAAUGGCACUCUGAAGUUGAGCGAUGUGCAGAAGGGUGCGGAUGAGGGGGCGUAUCUGUGCAGCGUGCUCAUCCAACCCCAGCUCUCCAUUAGCCAGACUGUCUACGUCACAGUCAAAGUUCCUCCCCUCAUCCAGCCCUUUGACUUCCCUCCAACCUCCAUCGGUAAGCUGAUGUACAUAGCUUGCGUGGUGUCUUCCGGAGACAUGCCAAUCCGGAUCACCUGGAGGAAGGACGGGCAGGAGAUCGUGUCAGGAACAUCAGGAGUCACCAUCGAAACCAAGGAGUUCAUGAGCUCCCUUCAGAUCUCCAAAGUUUCAUUGGAGCACAAUGGAAACUACACCUGUAUUGCCAGCAAUGAUGCAGCAACUGUCAGUUCAGAGAGACAACUCAUAGUAACAGUUCCCCCUGGUUUUCGGGUUCAGCCCAAUAACCAAGAUGGUAUCUAUGGCAAGUCUGAAGUUCUGAACUGCUCUGUGGAAGGGUACCCUCCUCCCAAAGUUGUCUGGAAGCAUGCCAAAGGUAUAGGGAACCCCCAGCAGUACCAUCCAGUUCCACUGACAGGUCGCAUCCAGAUCCUGUCCAACGGAUCUCUGCUGAUCCGCCAUGUUUUAGAGGAAGACCGGGGAUAUUACCUGUGUCAGGCCAGCAACGGAGUGGGGUCCGACAUCAGCAAGAGCAUGAUGCUCACUGUUAAAAUUCCAGCUAUGAUCACAUCCCACCCAAACACUACCAUGGCCAUAAAGGGGCAGAACAAGGAGUUAAACUGUACCGCCCGGGGUGAGUACCCCAUCAUCAUCCGCUGGGAGCGAGGUGACACCGUUAUUGACCCAGACCGUAACCCUCGGUACUCCAUCACUACCAAUUCCAACGAGAAAAGUGAUGAAGUUAUCUCCACACUGAAGCUGAAGCCAGCGGAGCGAGGGGAUUCCGUCUUUUUCUCCUGCCACGCCAUCAACUCAUACGGCGAGGGCCGAGGGCUCAUCCAGCUUACGGUGCAAGAACCCCCUGACCCCCCAGAGCUGGAGGUUCGAGAGGUCAAAGAUCGCAGUAUGAACCUGAGGUGGACGCAGCGGUUUGACGGCAACAGCAUCAUCACCAGCUACGACAUCGAGUACAAGAACAAAUCCGACCCGUGGGAGCUGAAACAUGCCACCCGUAAGAUCUCGCCCACUAACAACCAGGCCAACAUAGUGGAGCUCCACCCGGCGUCCGUGUACAGCAUCCGCAUGUACUCCUACAACAAGAUCGGACGCAGUCAAGCCAGCAAAGAGCUGACCAUCAGCACAGAGGAAGCACCUCCUGAUGGGCCACCCAUGGAUGUGAUUUUACAGCCAAUGACCUCUCAGAGUAUCCGUGUCACCUGGAAGGCACCUAAGAAAGAGCUCCAGAAUGGAGUGAUCCGUGGCUAUCAGAUUGGUUAUAGGGAGAAUGGACCGGGCAGUAACGGACAGUACAGUAUAGUGGAGAUGAAAGCCACAGGUGAUAGUGAGGUGUACACCCUGGAUAACUUGAAAAAGUUUGCUCAGUAUGGUGUGGUGGUCCAAGCGUUCAACCGAGCCGGAACUGGACCUUCCAGCUCUGAGAUCAAUGCCACAACACUUGAGGAUGUUCCCAGCCAGCCGCCCCAGAAUGUACGGGCCAUUACGGUGACAUCAGACGAGGCGGUGAUCACGUGGUCCGAGCCCCCGCGGAUGACCCUGAAUGGGGUUUUGAAGGGCUACCGUGUCGUGUUCUGGUCCCUCUACCCCGAUGGAGGUGGGUGCUGUGGGGGCCAGACACUUAGGCUCAAUCAGAAAUGGGGAGAGAUGCAGAACAUCACUACCACUCGUGAGCAGGUGGAGCUGAAGGGCUUGGAGAAGUUCACAAACUACAGCAUUCAGGUUCUGGCCUACACACAGGCAGGAGAUGGCGUCCGCAGCAACGUACUCUACAUACAGACCAGAGAAGACCACCCCGGUCCUCCAGCAGGCAUUAAAGCCGUCCCAUCCUCUACCACCAGUGUGGUGGUAUCCUGGCUUCCCCCUAUCAAGCCCAAUGGUAUCAUCCGAAAAUACACAAUUUACUGUUCAAGCCCUGGAUCAGGCCAACCGGCACCCAGCGAAUACGAAGCCAACCCUGAGCUGCUGAUAUACAGAAUCACCCACCUGACCCGGGGUCAGCAGUAUUUGAUCUGGGCAGCCGCCGUCACCACUGCUGGUCGGGGCAAUAUCAGCGAGAAGGUGACUGUGGAGCCUGCUGGGAAAGCUCCUGCUAAAAUCCUGUCUUUCGGAGGAACGGUGACCACUCCGUGGAUGAAGGAAGUUCGGCUGCCGUGCAGCUCAGUGGGAGAGCCAACACCCACCAUCAAAUGGACCAAAGACAGUGAGGACACCGCCAUCCCAGUUACUCAAGAUGGUCACCGGAAUAUUCUUUCAAAUGGUACCCUGGUGCUGCGCUCUGUGAAAGCAGAGGAUUCUGGGUACUACACCUGCACGGCCACCAACACACUGGGGUUUGACACAAUCAUCGUAAACCUGCUGGUACAAGUGCCUCCAGAUCAACCACGUUUGACAGUUUCCACCACGUCCACUUCUUCAAUCACUCUGGCUUGGAUCCCUGGAGACAAUGGAGGAAGUUCCAUCAGAGGUUUCGUGCUGCAGUAUUCAGCAGAUAACACUGAGGAGUGGAAGGAUGUCUUUAUUAGCUCCAGUGAACGCUCUUUCAAGUUGGACAACCUGCGUUGUGGUACCUGGUACAAAGUCAAACUUGCAGCAAAAAACAGUGUGGGAGCUGGUCGCAUUAGUGAGAUCAUUGAGGCCAAGACUCACGGCAGAGAGCCACAGUUCAAUAAAGACCAGCCCCUCUUCACUCACAUCAACUCCACCCACGCCCGCCUCAACCUACAGGGCUGGACAAGCGGCGGCUGCCCCAUCACUGCUGUCCUGCUAGAGUUCCGCCCCAAAGGCACCUGGGCUUGGCAGAGCGUGCGCACCAAUGCCUCAGCUGACAUAUUCCUCGCCGAGCUGCGUGAGGCCACUUGGUAUGAGCUAAAGAUGAAGGCAUGCAACAGCGCCGGGUGCGGAAACCAGAGCUCCCAGUUUGCCACUCUGGAUUAUGACGGUAGCACUAUUCCGCCUAUUAAGUCAGCACGAGGGGAAGGGGAUGAUGUUAAAAAGCUUUUCUCUAUCGGCUGCCCUGUCAUCCUCGUCACACUGGGCAUGGCCCUACUUUUCAUUAUCCGCAAGAAACGCAAAGAAAAGAGACUCAAGAGACUUAGAGAUGCUAAGAGCUUGGCUGAGAUGCUUAUCAGCAGUAAGAACAAUCGAAGUUUUGACACUCCUGUGAAAGGCCCACCUCAGGGACCCCGACUGCACAUAGAUAUCCCCCGCGUGCAACUGCUCAUCGAGGACAAAGAGGGAAUCAAGCAGAUAGGUGAAGACAAGGCCACCAUCCCUGUGACAGACACUGAGUUCAGCCAAUCAGUGAACCCUCAGAGCUUCUGUACAGGCGUGUCUGUGCAUCACCCCGCCCUCAUCCAGAACACAGGCCCUUUGAUUGACAUGUCAGACAUCAGGCCGGGCACCAAUCCAGUAUCGAGGAAGAGCGUGAAGUCUGCGCACAGCACGAGGAACCGCUAUUCCAGUCAGUGGACUCUGACUAAAUGCCAGGCGUCCACACCUGCUCGCACUCUCACCUCAGAUUGGCGGACAGUGGGCUCCCAGCAUGGCAUUACGGUCACAGAGAGUGACAGCUACAGCGCCAGCCUGUCCCAGGACACAGAUAAGGGACGAAACAGUAUGGUGUCCACAGAGAGUGCGUCUUCCACCUACGAGGAGCUGGCCCGAGCGUACGAACACGCUAAACUGGAGGAGCACCUGCAGCACGCCAAGUUCGAGAUCACAGAGUGCUUCAUCUCUGACAGCUCCUCUGAUCAGAUGACCACAGGCACCAACGAUAACGCAGACAGCAUGACCUCUAUGAGCACACCAUCCGAACCAGGCAUCUGUCGCUUCACUGCCUCUCCGCCCAAACCGCAGGAUUACGACCGCGGCAAAAACGUUGCAGUGCCCAUUCCGCACCGCGCCAACAAGAGUGAGUACUGUAACCUCCCCCUCUACAUGAAGACCGACCCUUUCUUCCGGAAACAAGCGGAGCUGCACGACCCCUGCCCUGUGGUCCCGCCUCGUGAGGCCUCCAUCCGGAGCCUUGCCGCCCGGGCCUACCACACACAGGGCCGUCACAUGACAUUAGACCCCUCCAAGCAGCAGGCCCUGACACUGGGCCACGGCGGCCUGAGCAGCCUGACCAGCUCAGGGGCCUCUGGUAUAUCAGGCCCAGCUUCAAGCGGGGCCGCUGGGAGCUCCAGCAUCAGCUCAGGCACAGCCACCCUGCCCCAGAGGACUCUCACCAUGCCCAGCACCUCCUCCACCUCCUCAGCCCCAAGCGGGGCAGCUGCCGCUGGAGCAGGAGCCAGCGCGAGCUCCACGGGAGGCAGCGGCCUGACGCCUGGCAGUUCCAAGGUCGGGGGAUCCAGAGACUCUCUGCUCGAGAGCAGCUCGUCCGGCCUGGGCAGACUGCAAAAGCAGAAUGCUGGGGCGUACUCCAAAUCCUACACUCUGGUGUAGCUCACACACAUACGUAUACACAUACAGUACGUUCCCACACUCCUGGAGUCUGGGCAGGGGCGGAAAUGAACAAUGGCGGGACAGGGGUCUCUCUCUUUUCCUCUCUGUUACCUUUUUUUUUGCUUUCCUUUUUUUAUUCUUCUGCUCAAGCUUUUUUAUCUGGCCUUCUCCAGGAUUAAAUAUGCCAAACCCCAGGACCCUUUCCCCCAAUUCUGCCUUUUUUUUAUUUUGCCUUACGUUUUGUCCUUCUCUCUCGCUUUCUUCCCCUCUCUCCUUUCUCUUCUCUCUGUCAAAGACACCUUGGACCUUAUGCACGAAAUGCUUUCCAUGUGCACUUGUUCAUUUGAUUUCUCGACUUCAGAAAAUAGGAAAAAGCGGUUUUAAGAGAUAUAUUGUUUCACAUUAACCUGUCUAGAUGUUUUUAGGCUGUCAAAAAAAGUGUCUCUUUUUAUGUCUCUCAUACUGCAACGCAUUGCCUCGGAAAGCUUAUGCAUAAACAAAUCCACCACGGUGUCCACCUUCCGCCCCUCCUGAUCCACAAUGGUCUGGAAAAACAGCUCGAAGACGAAAGUCUCGACCGCCUGAAUCGAGUCUUUGGGAUUUUUUUCAUGCAAUUGAUGACACAGUAUAGAGUGUUAUUGACUAUUUUGUAAACAAACAAGAAAAAAAAAACGUGGAAAAAAAAUGUCUGGAGCCAUUUUCACAGCGGAUGUAUGGUUACUGUACUUUUAUUUUGUUGUUCGGUUUUCUAUUUUCGAAAUUUUGAACUUUAGCACUAAGGAGGGCCGGGUGGAUCCACUGAGCUUUCUCAAGCUUGUGUACGUGUGGUGUGUGUGUGCAUGUGUAUGUAUAUGUGUAAAUAUAUAUGUAUACAUGUGGCCAGCACACACCUUUAAA